UGUCUGUCUGUGCAAAGUUAGUGAGGUCCAUGCUGCAGACACUACCUUGCCCACCACACGGCUCUUCUUAGUCACACUACGCGAAAUUGACGCAAAGAGGGAACAUUUUUUUCUGUUUGUCUGUGACUGGUGCUUGUCAGAAACCUACAACAGACAGUUGAUUCUGAAAGGAUCCUCUUGUGUUCAUCUGACACUGGGAACAAGCGUGUGGACUAUUGGAAUACUUCGGACCUCACGGCUCAACUCGUCACCUGUUCUACCUCACAUAGCCAGGGUGUACCAAGCGUUUGUGUGAUUGCAUGUGACUGUGUUUGUGAGUGUGUGUGGUUUAAGAGGGUCUAGGUGGUGUCCACUUUGGGGUUUUGAUUUGACAGGUGCACGUGCAGGAGCGUUGCACUUUGGUCUCUGUGUUUGGAUUUACUUCCCUGAUCAGUCAUGGCUACUAUGAGAAGCUGGCUGCUGGGGCUUUUGCUUGCCCUGCUCUGCUCCUUCCAGACACCUCUGGCCCCUAGUGCUUCUGUUAAAGCCCAGGAGCUGCCUCUCAUCCAUGAGGAAGGCCUGAUGGCAGAUGAUGAUGAUGAUGACGAUGAUGAUGAUGAUGACGACGACGAUGAUGAUGAUGAUGAUGAUGAUGAUGAUGACGAUGACGACGACGAUGAUGACGAUGAUGAUGACGACGAUGAUGACGACGACGAUGACGACGACGAUGAUGAUGAUGAUGACGACGACGACGACGAUGACGACGACGACGAUGAUGAUGAUGACGAUGAUGAUGAUGAUGACGAUGAUGACGACGACGAUGACGACGAUGAUGACGACGACGAUGACGACGAUGACGAUGACGACGACGACGAUGACGAUGAUGACGACGACGAUGACGACGAUGACGACGAUGACGACGACGAUGAUGACGAUGAUGACGACGAUGAUGAUGACGACGACGACGAUGAUGAUGAUGAUGAUGAUGAUGAUGAUGACGAUGAUGAUGACGACGAUGAUGAUGAUGACGACGAUGAUGAUGACCAUGAAGAUGAUGAUGAUGAUGAUGAUUAUCAUGAAGGAUCCAUUUGUUCUUUCUGUGCCCACUGUGAGCAUUGUGACAGUUGCGAUAAGUGCCCAUGUGAAAAGGGAGACGACUCAGAACACUGCGACUACUGCGACGACUGUGGAAAGUGCUACAUCUGUACUGCCUGUGAGACCCUCUGUCAGCCAGGUGGUUUCAUUGACUCAGUGACUGGAUCCAUCUAUAAGACUGUUGCAGAUGUCUUUGAUGAUGAUGAUGACAACUAAGCCCACUCGUUGCCACCAUGUGGCCAAAAGAGGAACGUGCAAUUGGGCGUUGCGUUUUACAAACUUUAGGAUUUCUAUUGUAGCAAUAUGUUCAUUGUCGUUAAGUUAAUUUUCUCUUUUUAAUCUGAUCACAUACCAUGCUACGCUCUGGUCAAUAAAUAUAUGUGGGAUUAAAAUAAUUUAAUUACCUUAAAUUAAAUUAAAUGACUUAAAUAGAAUAACAUGUUUCCUUUUAAACAGGUUUGUUGUUACCCUAAAAUAUGAAUUGUAAAUCUAAAUCCAACUUUGUUUUAACACUACUGGGUGUUAUGGAAUAAAAUGAUGGUACGUUUUAUAUAUGUGUAAAUCCAAUCUGUUUAGACAUGCUGUAUUCGCACAGUCAGAAUGCUAUCAAGUAUGCAUUACACUUGAUUAGUCUUUUUAAGAUGAUUUUAAGAUUGUCCCGCUUUCAUUUUUCAUGUUAUAGACUAUCAGUUAAUUAACAUAUUUACUGUUAUAGGCCUACAUAACAAAUGCGGUAGUAUUCUUGAAGCUCGUCUCUUUUAUUUUAUAAGGAUAGAACACUGUGGAUUUCAAGAAAUUGACUUAAAAUGACUUAAAUUUACUUAAAAUUAAAAAAGGUUAAAAUUAAUAUUAUGUAUAUUCAUUUAUUCACGUAUAAUGAUAUUUACUAUUAAUGGGUUUUUUUAUGUAAAGCAGUCUGUAAAGGUGCUGCAGGGGGUUUGUGUGGAACAUAUAUAAUACAUAUGGAAUUUUCAUGGCAUUUCUAACUAUUUGAAUGAACAAACUAAUGAUAUGAUGCUGGUGUUGGUGUAAUAAAAAUGUAGUUAAUGUUUUAAUGAAAGUUAUUAGGAUUCCUCCGGUAGGAGGAAACCUAUUAUUAUUGGUGGUUUUAUUAUUAGGAUUCCUCCGGUAGGAGGAAACCUAAUGUUAUUGGUGGUUUUAUUAGGAUUCAUCCGGUAGGAGGAAACCUAUUGUUAUUGGUGGUUUUAUUUUUAGGAUUCCUCCGGUAGGAGGAAACCUAUUGUUAUUGGUGGUUUUAUUAUUAUUAUUAUUAUUAGGAUUCCUCCGGUAGGAGGAAACCUAUUGUUAUUGGCGGUUUUAUUAGGAUUCCUCCGGUAGGAGGAAACCUAUUGUUAUUGCCGGUUUUAUUAUUAUUAUUAUGAUUCCUCCGGUAGGAGGAAACCUAUUGUUAUUGGUGGUUUUAUUAUUAUUAUUAUUAGGAUUCCUCCGGUAGGAGGAAACCUAUUGUUAUUGGCGGUUUUAUUAGGAUUCCUUCGGUAGGAGGAAACCUAUUGUUAUUGGCGGUUUUAUUAUUAUUAUUAUGAUUCCUCCGGUAGGAGGAAACCUAUUGUUAUUGGUGGUUUUAUUAUUAUUAUUAUUAGGAUUCCUCCGGUAGGGUUUAAUCCCAACCCUCUACUGAUAAAUUUUUAAAUGAUUUGCCAUUUUGAGGAGGAAUCCGCAUUGCUGCUUGCAGCUAUAUUUAUUAUUAUUAUUAUACUCCUUGCGCCCCAAUAUCUCAAAAGUCACAAGUCAAAAAUGUUCUAAUUUGGCACGUUGAUACUACAGACCACCAGGAACCCCCACACCAAGAAUGGCCCACAUUCGCCCUUAGGGGGCGCUACAGGCCACGCCCAAAUGUCCCAUUUUCAAAGUGAUAGCAUUUCCAUCUUAUUUGUCCAAUUCUUCUGAAACUUGGUGUACAUGCCUCAUUUCUCAUGGGGAACAAAAAAGCCUCAAGGACCCAUAAGGUCCGCCAUGAUGGAUUUUCCUGCACAGUGAAAAUUUGGGAAAACUUACAAAAAUCUUCUUCUCUUGAACUAUAGAUCCAAUUGACUUGAAAUUUGGUACUCAUGUGUAGAAUUGAUGUCUUUCAAUUUGUAACUUAGCAAAAAUGAACACAAUACAAAAUGGCUGAAAGGGGCGUAUUUAUGUAAAUGUCCACAUUGCCUCAAUAUAUAUGUGUCAAUAAAUCAAAUGUCAUUUUGACUGAUGGGUUUUCAAACCUAACAUGCUUCCAGAUGACAUCACUCUGAAGUACUGUGCAACAUUUCACCUUGAUAAGUCAAAAGAUGACUGAAUUACAGCUGUUUGAACUUGGGCUAAAUCUGACAAUGCUAGCCACUGGUUCUUUUUUAUACAGAAACUGAAAGCAGAAAUGCUCAGCAAUGUGAAUAGCUAUCUUGGCUAAGAUGUUGUGCUGGUAAGUGAAGGGUCAGAGGUGCAAAUCCAGCCAUAGCCAUAAUUUUUUUUGUUCAGGAUUCAGACAGAAAGACAUGUCUUUAAGGAUUCCUCCAUCGGGAGGGUUUAACCCCAACCCUCUACUGAUCAAUUUUUAAAUGAUUUGCCAUUUUGAGGAGGAAUCCGCAUUGCUGCUUGCAGCUAUAUUUAUAAAGUGUUACCGUAAAAUAUAGAUUUUUAUAUUAGUGUUCUCUAAGGUCUUAGGUGAGUCCCUGGUUCUGUAAAGGUUUAAACCUGAUAGAAAUAAAAUAAAAGUGGAGGUAGUAAAUUAAUAUAAAUUCUCUGAGUAUUUCAAAACAGGCUAAUUGUACAAUAGUAGAAAAUAUGAUGUAUUUUAAAAUAUUAAAGUAUCCAUUAAUAUUUUAAAAUAUUAAAAAAAUAAUAGGAAUAUUCCAGGUUCAAUACAAGUUAAGCUCAAUCGCAUUUGUGGCAUAAUGUUGAUUACCAGAAAAAAAUAAUUUCGAGUCGUCCCUCCUUUUCAAAAGCAGUGCUUUAUUCAUUAUUGAAUCACAUUACAGUUGUUCCCGGUCAAAAGUGACUGGAAACAUUAAGAGUGUAAUUUUUUUAACUGCUAUGAAAGAAAUGUAACAACUCUAACUUCGAUUAUGUAAAAGGACUAGAGUUGUGCAUUUUGAGAGGGUUUUUUUUAUUAUUCUUUUUUUUAUUUACUAAUUUAUUUACCCAUGUGAACUUGAAAUUGAAAAUGGACUUUUUUAUGAAUAUUUUCUCAAUCAAUAUAACGUUUCUAAAUCAUAUAACGUUUGAAAGCUUAAAGUCUCAAGAAUCAAACUGUGGUGUCCAUUUUUAAAAAUAUAAAAAUAUAUGAAUACCAGAUGAAAUUUCAAGUAUAAACACUUGGUACUAGGUAUAAACACAGAGAGCUACUUAUUCAUCCCUGGUUGAAGAGAAGAUGAUUUCUAGAUUUUGUCAAGUUCUGCAUUUAGAUAUUUAUUUAAACAUUAUCAAAGACUAUACUUUUGUCAAAAUUUAGCAUUUUGUUUGGUUUGUUUGAGGUUAUUUUUGUCUGUUUUUGCAAUAAUGGCACAUUAUUGAACAUGGUGUUACAAAGAGUGUAAACUUUCACUUUGAUCUGUAUGUCCUUGAUCUGUGUGUGUAUGUGUAUGUGUGUGUGUGCUGACUGCUUCCAGAAAUUACCUGAAAUAAACAAG
This is a messenger RNA of Myxocyprinus asiaticus (Chinese sucker), 4700 nucleotides long. RefSeq names its product germ cell nuclear acidic protein-like. Gene Ontology annotation, molecular function: calcium ion binding. The transcript has 6 exons. The coding region runs from base 436 to 1290 and encodes 284 amino acids. The record is from RefSeq and is a predicted model, not a curated record. NCBI's taxonomy places the organism in Eukaryota, Metazoa, Chordata, Actinopteri, Cypriniformes, Catostomidae.